Xyrauchen texanus (razorback sucker) is the source of this 4381-nucleotide messenger RNA. Its product is annotated as slit homolog 2 protein-like. The transcript has 38 exons. Lineage: Eukaryota; Metazoa; Chordata; Actinopteri; Cypriniformes; Catostomidae. The coding region runs from base 1 to 4329 and encodes 1442 amino acids. Gene Ontology annotation, biological process: negative regulation of cell growth; negative chemotaxis; retinal ganglion cell axon guidance. Gene Ontology annotation, molecular function: heparin binding; Roundabout binding; calcium ion binding. The record is from RefSeq and is a predicted model, not a curated record.
AUGGCCCAGUCUUUCCUGAACAUUUCUACCUCCAUGGUGCGCAUCGGUGAUCUGAGUGAGAAUCAAAUCCAGGGAAUCCCCAGAAAAGCAUUCAGAGGAGCUACUGAGAUCAAAAACCUGCAAUUGGACUAUAAUCAGAUUUCCUGCAUUGAAGACGGAGCCUUCCGAGCUCUGCGGGACCUAGAAGUACUCAUGCUGAAUAACAACAAUAUCACUCGUUUGUCAGUGGCCAGUUUUAACCACAUGCCCAAGCUCAGGACAUUUCGUCUGCAUUCUAAUAAACUGCUGUGUGAUUGUCAUGUGGCAUGGCUCUCUGAUUGGUUGAGACAGAGGCCCCGCCUAGGCCUCUAUACUCAGUGCAUGGCCCCACCGUCCCUGAGGGGCCACAACAUUGCUGAAGUGCAAAAAAAAGAAUUCAUCUGUUCAGACUUCAAUUCAGGGUCCCAGUCACACUCGUCCUGUAGUGUGCUACAGUGUCCUGAGCUGUGCACCUGCAGUAAUAAUAUAGUGGACUGCCGGGGAAAAAUCCUGACUGAAAUACCCACCAACCUGCCAGAGACCAUUACUGAAAUUCGACUGGAGCAGAAUUCCAUCAAGAUAAUCCCACCAGGAGCAUUCUCACCUUACAAGCGUUUGCGGAGAAUAGAUUUGAGUAAUAAUCAAAUAACUGAACUGGCUUCUGACUCCUUUCAAGGUCUCCGAUCUCUAAAUUCUCUAGUUUUAUAUGGGAAUAAAAUCACAGAAAUUACCAAAGGCCUUUUUGAUGGACUAUUCUCAUUGCAGCUACUGUUACUAAAUGCGAACAAGAUCAAUUGUUUGCGUGUAGAUUCUUUCCAAGACCUGCAAAAUCUCAAUCUUUUGUCACUUUAUGACAACAAACUCCAGACCAUUGCAAAGGGAACUUUCUCAUCUCUCCGAGCCAUACAGACGCUUCAUCUGGCCCAGAACCCCUUCAUGUGCGACUGCCAUUUGAAGUGGCUGGCUGACUAUUUGCAAGACAACCCAACUGAGACCAGUGGAGCUCGUUGCACCAGUCCACGUCGCCUUGCCAACAAGCGCAUCGGCCAGAUCAAGAGCAAGAAGUUCCGCUGUUCAGCUAAAGAGCAGUACUUUAUACCAGGGAUUCAUCAUAUCAAUAAGUGUGUGGAAGACUACCGAUCUGAACUAGGUGGGGAUUGCUUUGCUGAUCUUGCCUGCCCAGAGAAAUGUCACUGUGAAGAAACUACAGUGGACUGCUCUGGACAAAAACUUACCAAGAUGCCAGAGCACAUUCCUCAAUAUACAGCAGAACUCCGCUUGAACAAUAAUGAAUUUACAGUGCUGGAGUCAACAGGAAUUUUUAAGAAGCUUCCACAUCUGCGCAAAAUUAACCUUAGUAAUAAUAAGAUCACAGAUAUUGAGGAAGGUACGUUUGAGGGGGCCAGUGGCGUGAAUGAGCUCAUAUUAACUAGUAACCGCUUAGAGAACGUGCACUACAGUAUGCUGAAAGGUCUCGGUGGCCUCCGUACACUGAUGUUGAGGAGUAACAAGAUAAGCUGUGUCAAUAACGGUAGUUUUACUGGUCUGAGCUCUGUGAGGCUGCUCUCCCUCUAUGAUAACCUGAUCACUUCCAUGUCCCCGGGAGCCUUUGACACUCUCCACUCCCUCUCAACAUUGAACUUGCUGGCCAAUCCAUUUAACUGUAAUUGUCAUCUGGCCUGCCUGGGAGAAUGGCUUCGUAAGAAACUAAUUGUCACAGGCAACCCCCGCUGUCAGAGCCCAUACUUUCUAAAAGAGAUCCCUAUUCAAGAUGUAGCCGUACAAGACUUUGCCGGUGAAGACGGUAAUGAUGUGAAUAGCUGUUCACCUCAGGCUUACUGUCCUGCUGAGUGUUCAUGUUUGGAUUCAGUGGUUCGCUGCAGUAAUAAAGGACUCAAGGUUUUACCCAAGGGCAUUCCUAAAGAUGCUACAGAACUCUAUCUCGAUGGCAACCAGUUCAUGCAAGUCUCUCUGGAACUAUCCAGUUAUAAACACCUCACUCUCAUUGAUUUGAGUAAUAACCUGAUCAGCACAUUGUCCAACCACAGCUUCAGUAACAUGUCCGAGCUGCUCACCCUAAUUUUAAGCUACAACAGACUGAGGUGUAUUCCUUUAAAAUCUUUCGAUGGCCUCAAAUCUCUGCGCUUGUUGUCUCUCCAUGGUAAUGAUAUUGCUGUGAUCCCAGAUGGAGCUUUCAAAGAUCUGUCCUCUCUCUCCCACCUGGCUCUGGGAGCAAACCCCCUGUACUGUGAAUGUCACAUGCAGUGGCUUUCUGACUGGGUAAAGAGCAGCUACAAGGAGCCUGGAAUUGCACGCUGCACUGGUCCAGGAGAGAUGACUGACAAACUCUUGUUGACUAUGCCCUCCAAGAAAUUCACCUGCACAGAGGUGCCGGGGACUUGUGGUAUUCCUGUGCAAGUUCCAGUGGAUGUGAGUGUUUUGGCAAAAUGUAACCCUUGUUUAUCUAACCCCUGUAAAAACGACGGAACCUGCAAUAACCAUCCCAUAGACUUUUACAGAUGUACCUGUCCAUAUGGUUUUGAGGGUCAAGACUGCGAGGAACCAAUUCAUGCGUGCAUCAGUAACCCCUGUCAGAAUGGAGGUACCUGCCACCUGAAGGAUGGAGAGGAGAAAACUCACUGGUGUGUGUGUCCAGAUGGAUUUGAAGGAGAUGAAUGUGAGAUAAAUAUUGAUGACUGUGAGGAUAAUGACUGUGAGAAUAACUCUACAUGUGUGGAUGGGAUCAACAACUACACCUGCCUCUGCUCACCUGAAUACACAGCUGCUAAUAAUAAUGAGGUGGAGAAAGGAGAGCUGUGUGAAGAUAAGAUGGAUUUCUGCGCUUCAGAGCUGAACCCAUGUCAACACGACUCAAAAUGUAUUCUGACAGUUAAGGGCUUCAUGUGUGAGUGCAAUCCAGGUUACACAGGGGAGCACUGUGAGGUGGAUUUUGAUGAUUGCGAAGACAAUAAGUGUAAAAACAGUGCUCAGUGUAUCGAUGCUGUGAAUGGCUACACGUGUGCGUGUCCAGUAGGGUACAGUGGGCUGUUCUGUGAUUUCUCUUCUCCGAUGGUACUGCCCAGAACAAGUCUGUGUGAUCACUCUGAUUGUGCCAAUGGUGCACAGUGUGUUGUCAAGGACACAGAUCCUGUGUGUCAGUGUCUCCAUGGUUACGAGGGUGUGCGGUGUGAGAGAUUGGUCAGCGUCAACUUUAUCAAUAGAGAAUCUUUCUUGCAGAUCCCCUCCAAUCUUAUAACAGAACAGGCCAAUAUAUCACUCCAGAUUGCCACAGAUGAGGAUAAUGGAGUGUUGCUUUACAAAGGUGAUGAUGAACACAUCGCAGUUGAGCUGUACAGAGGCAGACUGAGAGUCAGUUAUGACUCUGGGACCUACCCACCUUCUGCAAUCUACAGUGUGGAAAUGAUAAAUGAUGGAAGUUUUCAUGUAGUGGAGCUGGUGGCAAAAGAUCAAUCUCUGUCUCUCUCCAUUGAUGGAGGCAGCUCCAAAUCCAUUACUACUGCAAACAAUCCAAGCCCAGUACCCAGCCCUUCUCCGCUUUAUGUUGGAGGAACUCCUCUGCAGUCUGGAAUGGCCUCUUUGCGUCAGGGCUCUGGGAGAAACGGCUCUAGUUUCCACAGCUGUAUCAGAAACCUUUAUAUUAAUGACCAGCUCCAGGACCUCACCCAGUUCUUGCUGCAGGAGGGGGUGGUGCCAGGCUGCCGGCCAUGCCAGCGGAGUGUGUGCGCUCAUGGGCAGUGCCAUGCUACCGGUCACUCAUCCUUCAGCUGUGAGUGUGAGGCAGGGUGGACCGGGCAGCUGUGCAACCAGCAGAUCAACAAUCCAUGUAAUGGGAAUAAAUGUAUCCAUGGUUCCUGUCUACCCAUAAACUCAUACUUGUAUAGCUGUCGCUGUCAUCCAGGCUUCGCAGGUGUACUGUGUGAUGAGGAGGAACAGAUGAGUCCCUGUCAGUACAUAGCAUGUAAACAAGGGCACUGUCGCGUUUCUGGACUGGGGAAAGCCUAUUGUGAGUGCAACAGCGGCUACACAGGGGAAAGCUGUGAUAAAGAGAUGGCGUGUCGGGGGGAACGGGUCCGAGAUCACUAUCAGACGCAGAAGGGCUAUGCAGCAUGCCAAAGCACAGAGAAGGUCUCCCGUUUAGAAUGUCGGGGCAGCUGUGGGGAUGGGACCUCCUGCUGUGCCCCCCUCCGCAGCAAAUGCAGGAAAUACACCUUCCAAUGCACAGAUGGAUCCUCUUUUGUACAGGAGGUGGAAAAAGUUGUCAAGUGUGGCUGCACAAAAUGUCCAUCCUAAAUAAUGAAAAAGAAGAAAUACAUCCCGUAUCCCCUCUUCUCUCCUCGCUUUC